CAUUGGCUAUGUUGUUGGUUGUUGUUAUUUCUCAACAUUUCUAUUAAUAUGAUGCUUUGACUGGCUGUCUGUUGCCUCCCAGUCGAAAGUCCCGGCAUUGUAGGUUAUUAAGAGGUUCAGGUUUUAUCUUUGCAGGUUUUAUCAUUGAGAUUGAUUUUUUCAUUGCGUUUUGAAUUGACAAAUAUAGGAAUAUUUUGUCAAUGUUGUGCCUAUAGUUACGUUAGUUGAGUGUUUCAGUCUGAACUACUUGGUUAAACUUGAGUGUUUAAACAACUAGGAUGUAAACGUAUAUCAUUCCUUGCAAUCGGGUUUUUGUCAGCCCAUUACUGUAAUAGGCCCACAAUCAAUUUAAUAAAAGUUGUUUUUUCGGCAUUCCGGCUUUGCGAGCGAGCCCUGCUGCGUGCAGAUGGCUGGUAGGUUAUUGUAGUCUAUUUUAGUAGGAGGUAGUUUCAUGUUCGGCCACAUAGUGGUACUAUUCAUUGAAAACGACGUGCGCUUUUCUUGCCACCACCUCAAGUGUAAUUGCCUUUCAGAGUUGAUUCGAAGUGUGCUCGGGAGUCCGGUUUGCUUCGGCGGCAUGUCCAAAUCAGAAUGAAUUUGAUACAGUUCUAAUCAACUGGAAAUGGGAAUAUUGUUGACGCUGUCUGCGGAGUAGGCGAUGUCUCUCUCACGGGUUUACUCUCUCGGGUCACAGAAACUGACCCUAAAAUAAUGCGUUGUGAGUCAUAAAUUAAAAUAGACGUAACCCUUCGUUCUAAAACGGAUCCAUUGGGAGACAAUACCGAAGAAACAAGACAUUGGUCCCAGCGGAGAACACCGUGCGACGAAAGGGGAACUUAUUGAAGCGACGUUCAUGAAUCCAAAACCGACCCACAAGUGAGCUGAAGGUGUUGAAGUCUCUCUAGUGCUUUUCCUUAUAGAAUGAUGUCUUCCAAGCAAGCCACACCUCCGUUUCCCCCAGCGACAGAGGAAGAGGAUGCAAUGGGUGAGGACAAUGUGGGCUGGGCAAAUGAGGACAGAGAAAGCCAGGACCAGCCGUCCAUGCCCGCUCUGCACGGCAAACCCCUCCCAGAGGAGUACCAGCCAAUCAGAGACAGCCAGCCUGAGUCAGUAUGGGAGAGAAUAGGCUCUACUCAGACGGACAAUAGUAGCAGCAAGGGCUGUUCCUUGUACUCCUACCGGAAUAACUCUACCUCUCCACCAAAGCCUGAGGAGUGUUCCCGGGAGCGGGGCGAGCAGCUAGGCGGAUCUGCCUUUGGAACACCGGAGCGCCGCAAAGGAAGCCUGGCCGACGUGGUGGACACACUGAAACAGAAGAAACUGGUGGAGCUGACAAAGACAGAGCAGGACGAGUCGACCUGUGUGGAGAGACUUCUGUCUAAGGACUGGAAAGACAGGAUGGACAGACUGAAUGCCAGCAAGCUCCUAGGAGAGGUCAAAGGUACCCCAGAGAGUUUGGAGGAGAAGGAGCGGCAGCUGUCCACCAUGAUCGACCAGCUUAUCAGCCUGCGGGAGCAGCUCCUGGCGGCCCACGAUGAGCAGAAGAAGAUGGCCUCCUCACAGAUGGAGAAACAGAGGCAGCAAAUGGAACUGGCCCGCCAGCAGCAGGACCAGAUUGCGAGGCAACAGCAGCAGCUCAUGCAGCAGCAGCACAAGAUCAACAUUCUCCAGCAGCAGAUACAGGUGCAGGGUCACAUGCCUCUGAUGAUCCCAGUGUUUCCUCACGACCAGCGAUCUCUGGCUGCUGCCGCCGCCGCUGCACAGCAGGGCUUCCUCUUCCCACACAACAUGUCCUACAAACCAGGUGAUAACUACCCCAUGCAGUUCAUUCCAUCCACAAUGGCAGCUGCAGCCGCGUCAGGACUGAGCCAGCUACAACUACAGCAGCUGUACGCCACCCAGCUGGCCAGCAUGCAGAUCUCACCUGGAGCCAAAAUGGCCUCACUGCCGCAGCCUCCCAACUCCUCAGGCCCCCUCUCGCCCUCCGCCUUGAAGAGUGAAAAGAGAGCAUUGAGUCCUGUCGCUCACGUUAAGGAGGAAGGGUCGACGCAGCCCCUGAACCUCUCAGCCCGAUCCAAGACUGGCGAACCCCACCGCUCCCCGUCCUCGCCGUCACACUGCCUGUUCCCCAGCAACAAGACCAGCCCCAUCAGCCUGGGGAAGGGGCGCAUCCCCAGCCCCCUCUCCAACAUGGGCAGAGGCUCACUGGACAUCCUGUCCAGCCUGAACUCCACUGCGUUGUUUGGGGACCAGGACGCAGUGAUGAAGGCCAUCCAGGAGGCAAGGAAGAUGAGGGAGCAGAUCCAGAGAGAACAGCUUCAUCACCAGCAGCAGCAAAGCCUGGAGGCCAAGCUCACGGCCCUGAGCGGCAUGAGCCUCAGCAAUGGCAGCAAGGAGCGGAUGCACUUUGAGAGUUUGAGUCAGCACCUGGGCAAACUGGGAGAAGAUGGAAAGAUGGGCCACAGGGUCAUUGACCUCACCAGACCUGAGGAUCUUGAUGGUGGUGCCAGCACUACGGAAGCACGGGUCUUCAGGGAGGCCAGGGGCAGGAACAGUACCGAGCCCCACAUCAAGAGGCCCAUGAAUGCCUUCAUGGUGUGGGCCAAGGAUGAGAGGAGGAAGAUCCUGCAAACCUUCCCCGACAUGCAUAACUCCAACAUCAGCAAGAUCCUGGGCUCUCGCUGGAAGUCCAUGAGCAACCAGGAGAAGCAGCCAUACUACGAGGAACAGGCCCGUCUCAGUAGGAACCACCUGGAAAAGUACCCCAACUACAAGUACAAGCCCCGGCCGAAGAGGACCUGCAUCAUCGACGGGAAGAAGCUGCGCAUCGGGGAGUACAAGCAGAUGAUGCGCUCGCGGCGCCAGGAGAUGAGGCAGUUCUUCAGUGUGGGGCCACAGCCUCAGAUCCCCAUCAGCAACAGCGCUGGCGGCCUCUACCCGGGCGCCAUCACCAUGGCAACGGCCACACCUUCGCCUCACCUGACAUCGGACUGCUCCAGCGCCUCGGCCAGCCCCGAGCCCGCAAUCCCCGUCAUCCAGAGCACGUUCGGCGUGGUCAAGCCCGAUCCGGUUGCCAUGGUGACCGGUGACCACCCGGUCAACGGGGAGGACGAGAUGGACAGGUACGAAGACUUUGAGGUCAAAUCGGAAUACAGCAGCGACCAUGAGACACGGGAGCCUGUCAGUGCCAACUAAGUGUGCUCAGAAGAACUUCUGAACUUUUAUAACUUUUUUUAAGCAGGACAAUAUGACAGAGACUGAGUUCUGCUCAGAACAACUUUUCAACAGUACGAGGGGGGCGGAACAGUUCCGUCUGGGAUUUGAUGCACCACGGACUGAGCAUGCUCAGAUUGACUCUGGACAGGACGUGACAUACACUGAGCAUUCUCUGAUUGACUCGGGACAGGACUUGACAUACACUGAGCAUUCUCUGAUUGACUCUGGACAGGACGUGACAUACACUGAGCAUUCUCAGGUCUCACAGAUCGCCCAUGUUUCUCAAACUACCAUUUUGGAAAAUAACACUUCUUCUGAACAAUCCCAUACCGAGUGAUUGGGCUGAGACAACCUCCAAACAGAUAGACAGUGAACAUGCUCACACCAAGACAAUCUAACACAGACAAGAGCUAGUAAGAGUCAGGGCGAUGAGAAGAGAAUGUUCGGACAAAGAGAUAACUGACACAUUUCUGCCUGUGGUUUUUUAAAGGAGCAUCCAUGGAUUUGACUGAGACAUCAGAAAUUUGUCUUCAACAGCUAUCGGUCUUAAAUGUUUAUUUUAAGUGUGAUUACGUUUUUAUGAUGCGUUUCCUUUGAUUGUGGGUUUCUUGAUUUCCAUGGACAUUUUCCUGACAGGUUACUUACUGCCUGUAAAACCUUGAACUGUCAGGACUUUAACAUUUGAAAGUUAAUAUAAAUCCUUAGCUCUCGUCUUACAUUAUUAUUUCUUAUGAGUACAGUACAUCUACACCUUUCUCGACAAAUACUUACAAUAUGUUACAAUACUGUUCAUGAUGGGGUUUUAUAUCCUUGCUCAGGUAUGCUUUGCCAGCUUGUGAAUGUGGUUUUGAUUUCAUACAAGUGAGUGGUAGGAAUUUUCAGACUGACAAUGAAACAUAGGAGAAAAUACUUAUUAUUAUUAUUAUUAUUAUUAUUAUUAUUAUUAUUAUACUUAUUAUUUUCUGAGAUAUUGUACAGUUUUUCUUCAAAUGUGCCAAACCUACAUUCACAUCCCUCUGAAAUAUUCUAGUCUUAAUGUUGAUGCUGCAAAAAGUCUUAUACAAUCAGUUUUUAUUGCUGAGGUGUCCAUAUUAGGAGAAAGCUGCUGCUUUAUCUGACAUCCGCAUUGCAGAUGUUUUGGUGGUGUCAGAGGUGGAACUGCGUUAACGCUGUCAAAUCCACAAGUGGGUCAUGGCAUUAUACCUAAAGCAGACAUUGC
Messenger RNA from Coregonus clupeaformis (lake whitefish), 4435 nucleotides. Its product is annotated as transcription factor SOX-6. NCBI's taxonomy places the organism in Eukaryota, Metazoa, Chordata, Actinopteri, Salmoniformes, Salmonidae. The transcript has 16 exons. The coding region runs from base 922 to 3195 and encodes 757 amino acids. Gene Ontology annotation, cellular component: nucleus. Gene Ontology annotation, biological process: cell fate commitment; regulation of transcription by RNA polymerase II; central nervous system development. Gene Ontology annotation, molecular function: DNA-binding transcription factor activity, RNA polymerase II-specific; RNA polymerase II cis-regulatory region sequence-specific DNA binding. The record is from RefSeq and is a predicted model, not a curated record.